AUGGCCGGAAUUUGGUCAAUAACGAUCACUUUGAGCAUGUUUAUCUAUCGAAUCUUCUUCCAUAGACUACGCAAGAUUCCUGGUCCAACUUGGAUGGCAUUAAGCAAAUGGUUCAUGAUUCGAACAGAUUUGAAAGGUCAAAGGCCAUACAUGUUUCAAGACUUACACAAAAAAUAUGGAGAUGUGAUUCGUGCAGGUCCAAGAGAAGUCAGCGUGAUCGAUCCUAAUGCCUUGUCCACAAUUUAUGGAGCAAACGGUCCAGGAUCAAGAUGUACUCGAGGUCCAUGGUACGAUUUCACUGUUGAAUCAACAAAGAUGCGUGCUCGUAAUUUGCAAACUGUACGAACGAUGCCCGAGCACAAUGCAAGAAGAAAGAUUUGGGAUGCCGGUUUCAGUAUGAAAGCCAUUAAAGGAUAUGAAGCCAACAUUUUGGAUAAUGUCAACUUGACAAUCGAACAAAUCUCUAAACGUGAAAAAGAAGGAUCGAUUGAUAUUGGACAGUGGUGCAGCUGGUUCGGAUUUGAUGUUAUGGGCGAAUUGGGUUUCGGUCGUGGAUUUGAUAUGAUCAAGACUGGGAAGACUGCUCAUGCGAUCGAAUUGCUUGAAUCGGGUGUGAUCCUGAUCAUGGCUUCUGGAAACGUUCCUUAUAUCAUGUCACUCUUUGCUGGCUUGCCCAAUCCAAUCACCGUUUUCGAAGGAUGGAUUAUUGAAACGUUGGAAAAACGUGUCAAAGAAGGUUCAUCGGGAUGCGUGGAGAGGGAUGUAUUCUCUCAUUUGCUAGGAGAAGAAAAAGCUACUGGACAAAAGGCAAGCUUCCCGAUGCUUAGCGCUGACGCUGGACUUUUGGUCGUAGCAGGUAGCGAUACUUCCUCCAACGCAAUGGCAGUAACCCUGUUCAACAUGUUGGCACAUGAAGAGUACUACAAGCGUGUCCAACAAGAGGUGGAAGACGUAUUUGGAGACCAUUUAGCAGAUGAUUUGGAAAAGUUGAACAAAGAUUGUCCUUUGUUGAAUGGUUGCAUCAACGAAACUCUCCGUCUUUGGCCGCCCGUUGCAAGCGGUUUACAGCGAGUCACACCACAUGAAGGAAUGACAUUGCCCAACGGUACCUACAUUCCUGGAAACACAAUCAUCUCCACGCAAACAUAUGCCAUGCAUCGUGAUCCUCGCAAUUUUUCUAAUCCGGAUGAUUUCAUUCCAGAGAGAUGGCUACGCAAACCUGGAAAAGGAGAAAUUUUCAAUUCCAAAGCAUUCGCUGCUUUUGGUUAUGGACCAACGGGAUGUAUCGGCAAAAAUGUUGCAUAUCACGAAAUGAGAGCAUUCGUUGCUAGAUUCGUUCAAACGUUUGAUGCAAAUCUCGAAUCAGGCUUCGAUGUUAAAAAAUUCAAAAAUUCCAUCAAAGAUUGUUUCGUAAUGGUUAAACCUCCAAUCCCUGUUCGUGUUAAAACGAGAUCUACCUCUUUUGCAAUUCUGUAA
This is a messenger RNA of Meira miltonrushii, 1476 nucleotides long. Its product is annotated as cytochrome P450. NCBI's taxonomy places the organism in Eukaryota, Fungi, Basidiomycota, Exobasidiomycetes, Exobasidiales, Brachybasidiaceae. The record is from RefSeq and is a predicted model, not a curated record. Gene Ontology annotation, molecular function: iron ion binding; heme binding; monooxygenase activity. The transcript has a single exon. The coding region runs from base 1 to 1476 and encodes 491 amino acids.